Daktulosphaira vitifoliae (grape phylloxera) is the source of this 1438-nucleotide messenger RNA. RefSeq names its product guanine nucleotide-binding protein subunit gamma-e (gene Ggamma30A). Bases 99 to 317 code for a protein of 72 amino acids. The transcript is spliced from 2 exons. The record is from RefSeq and is a predicted model, not a curated record. Gene Ontology annotation, biological process: sensory perception of taste; phospholipase C-activating G protein-coupled receptor signaling pathway. Gene Ontology annotation, molecular function: G-protein beta-subunit binding. Lineage: Eukaryota; Metazoa; Arthropoda; Insecta; Hemiptera; Phylloxeridae. Gene Ontology annotation, cellular component: heterotrimeric G-protein complex.
CAGCCGGACGGAGCGCGGCGGGCGGCGACAACUGCAGGCGGCAAGCGGCAUCGACGGCGGCAAACGCGGGCGCCGGUGGCUACGACAUCGACAAAGUCAUGGACCCCAGUGUGCUUUCAGCAAUGGACCGGGAUGCGCUCAAGAAACAAAUAGAAAACAUGCGCUACCAAUCUACAAUGGACCGGUGGCCGCUGUCCAGGAGCAUACAAGCGAUGAGAGAGUUUGUAGAAGAAAACGAGAAAACCGAUCCACUCAUCCAUGCACCCGACAAAAAGAACAACCCUUGGGCAGAAAAAGGAAAAUGUGCAAUAAUGUGAAUAGCAAUUUUCUACUGUGUCUUUAAAACAGCAGUGACGAGGGCCGGUAGUUUAAACUGCCAUCGGAUCACUUAUACAUUUUCCUUAUAAUAUUAACGCAAUCAUUGUUUUUUAUUCGUAAAUAAUGAACUAGUUUUUAAAAUACAUACAAUUGUAACAUUUCCAAUAUCGUAAAAUAAGAAUAUUUUGUUCAGUUUGUUUUGUUUACGACACGUUUAUAUAUCAAUAAUAAAAUAAGUAUAAAAAUAAGGGAAAUGGAAUGAAACAACCAUCAAAAUUAAUGAUAAAAUAUUUUAUAUUAUUAUAUAUUUUAAGGGUAAUCGUAUAAGCUCAAUGAACCAAUUUUAAGAUAAUUAUGAAAUACUAUAGCUGUUUCUGUUUAAAUUCGAUUAGACUUAUUAUCAUAGUAGGUCAAGCGUAACCUCAGAAAAUUGAUCAUCACAUACCAAUUGCGGUGUAUUUAAUACCAUUAAAUUUUUUAAUCUAUUUUUUAAUAGCUAAGUUAAUUUAACUAUCAUACUUUACUUUAUAUUAUUAAUUAUAAUAUUAUUAUGUACAUGCAUAAUUCUUAGUUGUAUUCUAGUCACUUGUAAUACAUUUUAUACUACAUAAAAAAAUAUCAAUUAAUUGAAAAAGACAACGCAGUUAAAAAAUCUUUGAAUUCUUCAAUAUCUUUAUGUAUGAUAAAUUUAAAAUGGAAUCGCUCUGAAUCAUAUCCAGUCAGUAAAGUAUUCAUUCCUUUUGCUUUAAUAGUUAAUAGGCUACACGAAACUGUUAUUACAUCUUUAAGGUUGUUGUGACCUCAAUAAAUAUUUAAAUAGUUAAAUAAAAAUGUUUUUUUUUCUUAUUCAUUUAACUAAUUUAAUUAAUCGUUUAUAACAAAAAAUGGCACCAUAUUUUAUACGCCAAUUAUUUAUCUUUGUAUGAUAACUACCGAAUUUAUGUUUGUAUAAAUAUGUAAUUUGAUUUCUUGAUUUUCCUUUAAUUGUAAUUAUACAAACACAGGUCAUAACUAUGAUCCGAGUUUUUCAAUAUUUAAAAAUAAAUCCACUUAUGUAAGCACCAAUUAAAUAAUAAGACUAGCUAUGUGAAUAAAAUACUUUUUUGUUUUAUAAACCAUA